This is a messenger RNA of Meriones unguiculatus (Mongolian gerbil), 715 nucleotides long. RefSeq names its product ribosomal protein S24 (gene Rps24). The record is from RefSeq and is a predicted model, not a curated record. NCBI's taxonomy places the organism in Eukaryota, Metazoa, Chordata, Mammalia, Rodentia, Muridae. Gene Ontology annotation, molecular function: structural constituent of ribosome. The transcript is spliced from 5 exons. Gene Ontology annotation, cellular component: ribosome. Gene Ontology annotation, biological process: translation. Bases 276 to 641 code for a protein of 121 amino acids.
GUGAGUCUCCUCGGGCUCCCGGCGCAAUCUGUCGCCUAUCCGCGCCAUCCCCGGCCGCUCGGGCCCGACACCGCAGCUGCGGCGGCCCCGGGCCCCCUCACCCAACUCCAGCCCGCCUCACGGCGGCCGGUCGCCCGGGGCCGCCAACCCCACUGCUGGGCUUUCGGGGCAGGGGCGAGGCAGGCGCCAGCGGGCCGAGGGGAGGAAAGCGCCUCCGGCUCCUGCGCCCAUGGACCCUUCGAAAUGACACAGUGACCAUCCGGACCAGGAAGUUCAUGACAAACCGUCUGCUUCAGAGGAAACAGAUGGUCAUCGAUGUUCUUCACCCUGGAAAGGCAACAGUACCAAAGACAGAAAUUCGGGAAAAGCUGGCCAAAAUGUACAAAACCACACCAGAUGUCAUCUUUGUAUUUGGAUUCAGAACCCACUUUGGUGGUGGCAAGACAACUGGCUUUGGCAUGAUCUAUGAUUCUUUAGAUUAUGCAAAGAAGAAUGAGCCUAAGCACAGACUUGCAAGACAUGGCCUUUAUGAAAAGAAAAAGACCUCCCGUAAACAACGAAAGGAACGCAAGAACAGAAUGAAGAAGGUCAGGGGGACUGCGAAGGCCAACGUUGGUGCCGGCAAAAAGCCAAAGGAGUAGAUCUUUUUGCGGUGACUUGAUCUGCUGUGAUGUGCACAUUUCUGAGAGGACAAAUAAACUGAAAAGCUUCUGUG